UUUGGGGUCCGUAGGGGACAUUUGGGGUCCAUAGGGGACACCGGGGGUCCAUAGGGGCUCUGUAGGUGCCGCCCAGCCCCGCCCUGGGCUCCUUUGGGGGGGUCUGUGGGAUUCUAUAGGGGAUCCAUGGGGGAUCUAUAGGGGAUCUGCAGGGCUCCCACAGGGGAUCCAUAAGUGUGCUCCAUAGGGGAUCCAUGGGGGAUCCAUAGGGGACGCCCAGGCCCCAGCAGGGAUCCGUAGGGGAUCCAUGGGGGACGCCCAGGCCCCAGCGGGGAUCCAUAGGGGACGCCCAGGCCCCAGCGGGGAUCCAUAGGGGACGCCCAGGCCCCAGCAGCGAUCCGUAGGGGAUCCAUAGGGGAUCCAUGGGGGAUCCAUGGGGGAUCUGUAGGGGAUCCAUAGGGGAUCCAUAGGGGACGCCCAGGCCCCAGCAGGGAUCCAUAGGGGAUCCAUGGGGGAUCCAUAGGGGAUCCAUAGGGGAUGCCCAGGCCCCAGCGGGGAUCCAUGGGGGAUCCAUAGGGGAUCCAUAGGGGACGCCCAGGCCCCAGCAGAGAUCCAUAGGGGAUCCAUAGGGGACGCCCAGGCCCCAGCAGGGAUCCAUAGGGGAUCCAUGGGGGAUCCAUAGGGGAUCCAUAGGGGAUGCCCAGGCCCCAGCGGGGAUCCAUGGGGGAUCCAUAGGGGAUCCAUAGGGGACGCCCAGGCCCCAGCAGGGAUCCAUAGGGGAUCCGUAGGGGAUCCAUAGGGGACACCCAGGCCCCAGCAGGGAUCCAUAGGGGAUCCGUAGGGGAUCCAUAGGGGACACCCAGGCCCCAGCAGGGAUCCGUAGGGGAUCCAUAGGGGACGCCCAGGCCCCAGCGGGGGGCGCUGUCCCGUGCGCUGCCCCCGGGGCCAAGGCCACAGCAAGGCCGGGCUCAACCUACGGCCGGGGCCGUAUGGAUCCUAUAGGGGACCCCGCGCUGCAGGGGCUCCCCCCAGGGGAUCCGCCACGGCCCCGGCACACGCCGGCCCCUACACACCCUAUGGGGGAUCAUGUGGGGGAUCCUGUGGGGGAUCCUGUGGGGGAUCCUGUGCAUCCUAUAGGGGAUCCUAUGGGGGAUCCCGUGCAUCCUGUGGGGGAUCCUAUGGGGGAUCCUAUGGGGGAUCCUAUAGGGCAUCCUAUGGGGGAUCCUGUUCAUCCGCUGGGGGAUCUUAUAGGGGAUUCUAUGCAUGCUAUAGGGGAUCCUGUACAUCCUGUAGGGGAUCCUAUGCAUGCUAUAGGGGAUCCUGUACAUCCUGUAGGGGAUCCUAUGGGGGAUCCUGUGCAUCCUAUGGGGGAUCCUAUAGGGGAUCCUAUGGGGGAUCCUAUAGGGGAUCCUGUUCAUCCUCUGGGGGAGCCUAUAGGGGAUCCUAUGUAUUCUCUAGGGGAUCCUAUAGGGGAUUCUACGCAUGCUAUGGGGGAUCCUGCGCAUCCUGUAGGGGAUUGUAUAAGGGAUCCCAAAUCCCCUAUGGAAAGCCCCAGGUCCCCUCUAGAGUGUCCCCUAUGGAAAAUGCCCUAUGGAAAACCCCGAGUGGCUCCGGACGAAGCCCCGGAUCAGAGCCCAGGUCGAGGCCACUGAGGGACAAAAUUCGGAGUAAAAAAUGGAAUUUUGAGGCUUUUUUUUGGAGCCUUCUUUUGGCUUUUUACCACUUUUUUUGCCUUUUUUAUUUUUUUUUCUUUUUAUUUUUUUUUUUAAUUUUUUUUAUUUUUCAAGGUUUUUUUUAAUCUUUUGGGGACGAUUUUCCAUCUUUAAAUAAAAAUUCCUCAUUCCAGUACGUUUCCUUCCUUUCAAUAAAUAUUUGGAAAUUCCCAAUUUUCCCCCCAAAAUAUUCAGAUUUUUUUCCCCAUAAAAUUCCUGGUUUCUCCCGAAAAAUCCCAAUUUUUGUCCCCCAAAAAUUCCCAUUUUCCCCCCAGAAAUUCCCAUUUUUUCCCCCAAAACCUCCCAAUUUCCCCCCAGAAAAUUUCCCCUUUUUCUCCCCAUAAAAUUCCCACUUCCCCUCCCCCCAAAAUUCCCGCCUUUUCCCCCCCAAAAUUCCCGGUUUUCCCGCUAUUUUUUUUUUCCCGGGAAUGACGCAAAUUACGUGACUCAAACCGCGGGAAUUCCCCGGGUGGGCGUGGCUUCCUCACAAACCACACCCCCCUCCCUUCUCCACCAAUCAGAUCGCGGCGUGGGCGUGGCCUCCACCCCCCGUUAUAACGGCGGGGCCGCGGGUUCGAAUCCCGGCAUUUCCUGUCGCGAUGUCGAUGGUGGCGGCGGUCGCGGCCACCGCGCGGUGUCCGGGGCGGGUUUGGGGACAUCCCGAGGGUGUCCCCAAGGGGGUGGCACCGUCCCCACCUCGUCACUUCACCUUCGAACCCCUCCCGCCGCCCCCCGGCCCCUCCAGGCCCCGGCGGCGGCAUCGCCGCGUUCUUUACCCGCCCGCUGUUCGUCGUCCCCUCCCCUCGGAAGAACCCAGCGCCGCCAAGCGACUCCUGCUGCUCCUCCUGGCCGUGGUGGGCACCCAAAUCUACAACGCGCCGGGUGACGUCGGCACCGAUGUCGCUCUGGGGACGCCUCUGGGGACGAGGACGACCCUGGGGACGCCCCCGGUUCCUGAGGGACCCCAAAUUCCGGCCGGGAACGGCAGCGGGACGGCGGCGCCCGCGGGCGCCCCCUGCCCCUCGGUGUCGGUGGCGCCGCCUUUGGCGCCCCCUGGUGGCGCCAGGAGGAGCUGAGGGACCCGCCCCAAACCCUGCCGGGGGGCGGUGCCCAGGAGUGCCACGCCCCCCUGGACUAAUUAACGAGGUCGUUAAUUAAGGACGAAGAGAUGGAAGUCCCAAGAGUGCCACGCCCCCCCGGACUAAUUAACGAGGUCGUUAAUUAAGGACGAAGAGAUGGAAGUCCCAGGAGUGCCACGCCCCCCUGGACUAAUUAACGAGGUCGUUAAUUAAGGACGAAGAGCUGGAAGUUGGUCAAUCCCAGGAGUGCCACGCCCCCCUGGACUAAUUAAUGAGGUUGUUAAUUGAGGUCGAAGAGCUCCGGGUUGGAAGAAGGUUGAGAGGUUGGAUAAUCCCAGUUUGGAACUGGGAGCACUGGGAAGGGACAGAGCCAUGGAUUAAGAUGGAUUUUCCCAUCCCUUAAUUAAUUAUCCGGUUGAUUAACCUCUAAUUAAUGACCAGCGCGUUAAUUACCUCCCAAUUAACGUGGGAACAAAGCCAACAUUUGGAUUUUGAGGUUCCUCAAUCCCAGUUUGGAACUGGGAGCACUGGAAAGGGGCGUGGCCAGGAUGGCCUCAUUAACGAGGUUUUAAUUAACGAGGUCACCUCUACCUCAGCUUCAGCACCUGUGGGUGCUGAAUUGAUUAAUUAUCAAUUAUUUAUUAUAAUUAUUUAUUUGUUAUUUAUUUGUUCUUAUUUAUUUGUUCUUAUUUAUUUGCUAAUAUUUAUUAAUUAUUUAUUAAUUAAUCACCCCUGGAUGAUUGAUUGUGACUCAAUUUGAGGGGGGAUUUUUGAUAUUUUAAUUAAUUAAACUCAUCAAGUGAAUUAA
Messenger RNA from Vidua chalybeata, 3539 nucleotides. It is a transcript of the gene IER3, whose product is annotated as immediate early response 3. Gene Ontology annotation, biological process: negative regulation of apoptotic process; DNA damage response. The record is from RefSeq and is a predicted model, not a curated record. Gene Ontology annotation, cellular component: nucleus. The transcript has 3 exons. NCBI's taxonomy places the organism in Eukaryota, Metazoa, Chordata, Aves, Passeriformes, Viduidae. Bases 2252 to 2728 code for a protein of 158 amino acids.